AUGUCUGCACGUGCAUUUAAGCAUACUUUUAAGCUUAAUAGCCGUUGCUUUUCUACCACACGCACCGCCAAUGCGGACUUCACACAUGCAGUAAUCGGCGCAGGCGUCGUCGGGCUUGCGACCGCCCGACAGUUGGCAGCUCACGAGGGAACUUCAACCAUUUUACUUGAGCGACACGAUGCACCAGGCACAGAGACAAGCAGUCGCAACUCCGAGGUAAUUCACGCCGGUCUCUACUACCCCGCAAACUCCCUAAAAACCAAACUUUGCAUCCGCGGCCGCAACCUCCUCUACGACCUCUGUUCCAAAAACGACAUCCCCCACCGCAACACCAAGAAAUGGAUCGUAUCCCAAACACAAGCCCAAUGGGAGGCCUCACUGAAAGUCCACGCCCACGCACAAGCCCUCGGCGACGCGCCGACCCGCCUCAUCGGCCGGGAUGAAGCCCUCCGCCGCGAACCAGACGUCAAAGCAGACGCGGGCAUCGUCGAGAGCGAGACGACCGGUAUCGUGGACAGUCAUUCGCUCAUGACGUACCUGCAGGGCGACUUUGAGGAUCGCGGCGGGGACGUCGCGUUCAAGACGCGCGUGACGGGCGUGGAGGCUGUUGAUGGGGGUCAGGGCGGGUAUAAGAUAACUGCUGUAUCGGAUGAGGAUGGUUCUGUUACUUCUUUUACGGCGGAGACGUUGAUCAAUAGUGCUGGCCAUGGGGCUUGCGCUAUAAGUAACAUGCUUCUUCCGAAGGAGCGGCAUUUUUUCCCGCAUUAUGCUAAGGGGACGUAUUUCUCGUAUGCGGCGUCUAGGCCGCGGACUUCGGUUUUGGUCUAUCCGGCUACGUUGCCGGGCACGCCUAGCUUGGGCACGCAUUUGACGCUUGAUAUGGGUGGGCGCAUUCGUUUUGGGCCAGAUGUUCAGUGGGUUGAUAGCCCUGAUGAUUUGAAGCCUAACCCUGCCAACUUGCAGAAGGCUUUGGAGGAGAUCAAGUCUUUCAUGCCUAGCGUCGAUGUCGAUGCUAUUGCUUUGGACUACUGUGGCAUUCGGCCCAAGUUAGGCCGUGGUGGCUCUGUCAAUGAAGGUAAGGGAUUCCAGGAUUUCAUUAUCCGAGAGGAAGAGGGAUUACCUGGAUUUGUCAAUCUUUUGGGAAUUGAAAGCCCUGGCUUGACCAGUUGUUUGGCUAUUGGCGAAAUGGUUGACCGUAUUUUGUACCGUUAA
Molecule: messenger RNA, 1212 nt
Organism: Penicillium soppii
Lineage: Eukaryota; Fungi; Ascomycota; Eurotiomycetes; Eurotiales; Aspergillaceae
Product: NAD(P)/FAD-dependent oxidoreductase
Exons: 3
Coding region: 1-1212 (403 amino acids)
Cellular component (GO): mitochondrion
Molecular function (GO): (S)-2-hydroxyglutarate dehydrogenase activity; (S)-2-hydroxy-acid oxidase activity
Source: RefSeq, a predicted model, not a curated record